Cylicocyclus nassatus is the source of this 3474-nucleotide messenger RNA. The record is from the annotation of a GenBank genome assembly. Lineage: Eukaryota; Metazoa; Nematoda; Chromadorea; Rhabditida; Strongylidae.
AUGGGCGAAUGCGUAUUGGUUGAGGAAGCCGAGCCGUGUUUGAGAACGGAAACGAGCAAACCACCGGAUUCGCUCGUCUCUGGUUUGUCCUCAAUUUCACAUCGCAAGCCAGAUUACGCUAGAAGAUGCAUAAUCGUCCUAUUGAUCCAUGCAGUCUUUAUUCUCGCUGUCUUUCUAGCCUUUCUGAUCGGUCACUGGCUCUCAGAACAAAGCGAGAACAACCAUACCGUAGCCGAUGAGUUGGUCUACAUCAUAACACCUCCGCCUACCCCAUCCCCUACUACUAAUCCGCCAGAUGAUGAUGAAUUCACAUUACUCACUACUACCAAGAAACCCGGACUUGUCACUCGCUUUUCACUAACCACGCUAACUCCUGGUGCUCGUCUGAUUCCGCUUGAACCACAACGGAACUUCACUUUGAUGGAUGUCUCUCCACCAGCUUAUGAAUCCUAUGAAUUUAUGGAGGAGCUUCAUGCACGUCAUGGAAAGAGGAAACAAGAAGUUCUUCUAGUGCCUUUGCCCACUCAUACAUUACCACUUCAUUACGAUCUCAACUUAGAUUUGACACAAUUUCAACAAAGAAUCAUCCGAGGGAGUUUGACUGUACAUUUGGAUUCAUUUGGAAACUCUACGGAUGAUGAAAUUCUCUUUCAUGUAGGUACCCGUGUAAAUAUCGAAAGGAUACGAUUGAGGAGAGAAGGUAAAAGAGUGUACCCAAAGACUUUGAAGAGAGAAGAUCAAAAGAAACUUGCCCGUUUGGUGCUGAAGGAGCGACUACAGAGAGGACGGUAUCUCUUGGAAAUGGAAUAUAAUAGCACAAUAUGCGAUGAUGACGGAGGAUUGCACUGCUACUAUGAAGUUGAUUCGGCGAACAACACCGUAGUCGCUUCUUUCACCACCAAAUUUGAACCAGCCCUAGCAAGAUCGUUUGUACCAUGUUGGGAUGAUCCAGGAGUCAAGGCUACAUUCAACAUUUCCAUUCUUCAUCAUCGAAGGUACAACGUGUUAUCCAACAUGCCCAAAAGUGGAGCGAAGAAAAGAAGUCAUGACAUUGUCAUGACAACUUUUCACGAGUCACCACCUAUGUCUACAUAUCUAUUAGCCUUCGCAAUUGGAGAGAUGGUUCCACUGGAGAUGCGUACCGAACGGAAUCUACCACUCUCAAUUUGGACACAUCCAGAAGACUUUCAUUCUGCUCGUUUUGCGGCCAACUUCUCGCCAGUGAUGUUCGAUAGGAUGGAAGAAGAGUUAGAGGUCCCGUACCCACUACCCAAAAUGGACUUCAUUGCGGCACGAAGUUUUCCAGUAGGUGGAAUGGAAAAUUGGGGUCUAAUAGUUUUCGACAAGCAGUCUCUGCUCCUAGAUAGCUCACUAGAAGAUAGUAUCAAUAUGACUGUUGAUCGACUAUACCACGAAUACCGUAUCGAAAAAAUCGUUACGCAUGAGAUCGCUCACCAAUGGCAAGUCAGAUUUUUACAGUGUAACAUCGUACUGUACUCUAAAGUGUCAUAUUGUAGGUUUGGUAACUUGGUUACGAUGAGGGACUGGUCAGACUUGUGGCUGAACGAAGGCUUCGCGACUUAUAUGGUGUACGAACUUCUGGAGCAAGAGCACCCAAGGCUGACGGACAACGAGUACUUGACUCGGCUGUGUCAGCUGGUCAGGAAACAGUCAACACCCGAACGACCAGCUCUGGUGCGGCCACUGAGUACAGAACGCGAGGUAGAGCAAUCUUUCCAUGGUACUCAUCUCUACGCCAAAGGAUGUGUGAUGACGAAUAUGAUUCGCGAUUUGGUCUCCGACUUCGAGUUUCGAGCUGGAAUUCGCAGAUACCUCCGAAAAAAUGCUUAUCGGUCGGUGUCGAGGCAAGAAUUAUGGGAAAGUAUGCCAGCUUAUGCUGACCAUGGGGCUGAGCAGCAACGGCUUAGCACAGUUAUGGAAGGGUGGUUGGUUAACGAAGGGAUACCUGAAAUAACUUUUAGCCGAAACUACCACAACGAUAUGAUUAGUGUAACUCAGAGACGUUGCGAUGAUUAUUACCAUAAGGCUUUUCUCAGAAGUGGCGGAAGAUCCUCUCCAGAAAGACGGGAUCUGAGAACAGGUCGCCGUCGUCGAGACAACAUGCAGGGAACUACACCAUUUGAUGAUUCUAUGUUUGAGUACAUACCCACUGAUAGUGCUGAACCGGUGAAGAAGCGACGAAAACACGGGCGGAGAAAAACGAAAAAGCCUCGAACAACAGCUACCCCACCUUCGGCAAGCAUUUCCAUCCAUGCCCGAAGGGAUGAGUUGCGCAAACCAAGGCAUACCCCUAAACCCACUGAUCUCUGGACUAUUCCAUUUACCUACACUUUUGGAUCUGUAAAAAGCACGGAAGGACAAAUAGUGCGCCAAUUUUGGCUGAAAAAUCGAAGCAUCACAUUCGUCGAUGUUGAAUUGUCUCCUAGUCAGGCGGUGCUUGCGAACCCAAACUGGGUUUAUCCUUACAGGGUAAACUACGAUAUCACGAAUUGGAAGAUGCUCGCUAGGCUGCUACACCAGAAUCACCAAGAGAUUCCAGCGAAAUCUCGUAUACAGAUUCUUGUAGAUGCCGAAACAUUCUUGGCGCAUUCUGACCUUCCACAAUUGUACAUUUACAUUUUAGGGUAUCUGGCAGAUGAAACCGAGUUAGGAGUGUCUCUCAUUGGAAUAAGUGCAAUACACCGACUUUUCGACUCAUUCCGAGGAGUGGAUAUGCCAGAACUUCAGCUUUAUCUAGCUCCAGCUGUAGCACAGUUCGACAGAUUGUUGGAUGAAAGCCAAACGGAUACGGAAAUGGCUGCGAUGUGGCUGAUAGAUCCAACAAGGUUGUCGAAGCUAUAUCACUUGAGAUGCUUGACUAAUCUUGCCACAUGUGAUCAUCAAACUCAGGCUAAACGCUGGAUGAUGUUUCCAAAUUCGCUCAAUGACGAUAUUCACAAACAAGUCACAGCCGUAUGCCACUAUUUUUUUACCCAUAACGUCAGUAAAGAGGAAUCCCUGCUAGAAGCCCAGCUGAAGAGUCGAGGUAGUCUCUGGUCAACAUCUGUACAACUGGCUGCUUGUUCCCAUAAUGAUCGUGUGGUGAAGUUAGCUGCAAAGCAAAUCGUCGCUACAAAAAAUGCUGCCAUUUUUGCAUCCUCUUUACAGUCUGACUUCUCCCUUCACUACAACCCGAAAUUCCGAAAAGCAUUAUGGAACCAAAUCGGGAAAAUGACCACACAGGAGAGGCGUCUACUCUUUUCUGUAAAUGAGGCGAAACCACAACCAGCGUCACGGAUCAUGGUCCAUUCGAUAAGAACACUUGAUGAGCUCAACCAGGUUCGCUCCCUGGUGGACGAAUGGGGACCGGUAAUGUCUAAGCAUUUGGAAUACAUAGAACGGCAUAUUCGUUGGAAGACGCACAUGGCUCAAACAAAUUUAAAAGAAUUUUUCUCGAAUCAUGCUACGAUAUAG